Ostertagia ostertagi is the source of this 231-nucleotide messenger RNA. NCBI's taxonomy places the organism in Eukaryota, Metazoa, Nematoda, Chromadorea, Rhabditida, Trichostrongylidae. The record is from the annotation of a GenBank genome assembly.
AUGAACGCUAUUGGAUGCAUUGUUCCUCUCAAAUAUAUAUCGGAAUGCAUGCGUCCGAGAAUUCGCAGUACUCGAAAUGUUGUUGCUCUCGCUAAGCAGCUGUGGCUCUCUGUGACGGCCGUCGGCGCCGACAAUGCCAAUGCAUUACAACAGCAGGUGCAAGAUACGGAACUCGAAAAGCUUGCUGAGAAAGAUCUCAACAGAACGUCAAGUUAUCUAUUGGCCGCAUGA